Molecule: messenger RNA, 432 nt
Organism: Prosopis cineraria
Lineage: Eukaryota; Viridiplantae; Streptophyta; Magnoliopsida; Fabales; Fabaceae
Product: (-)-isopiperitenone reductase-like
Exons: 3
Coding region: 1-432 (143 amino acids)
Cellular component (GO): membrane
Source: RefSeq, a predicted model, not a curated record
AUGACUAUGAAGAUGCUGGCUUCUAAUGGAGUCAAGGUGGUGCUCACGGCUAGAGAUUCCAGUGCAGGAAUCCAAGCCCUUCGCAAAUUGAAAGAUUCUGGUCUCUUUAACACCCUCGUAACUUUUCACCAACUUGACAUGACUAACUCCGCAAAUAUUGCGACUCUUUUUGACUUUGUUCAAAUCCAUUUUGGCUGGUUGGAUAUUUUGGCGACGGUGCUCAUGGUGAAGAUGGUGGCUUUGGUUCCAAAGUUCAAUGAUCCAGUUCUAUCGGCACAAUCCUUCGAUGAGAGGACCAGAUCCAGUCCAGAAAUAGAGAUGGUGCUUCCCACCAUCACGAAAUCCGGCGAUUGCUCCGAAGUCCUCCUGGGCAUGCUCUCGCAAACCCACCUGCAUGCAUGUCGAGAACCUACCUACUGCAUGCAUGCAUGA